ACUACACACUACACUAUGCUCUACGUCUCACCGCUGUUCUCCGUCCUCCCCACAGUUCCAAGGCUCUACCCAUCCCGCCAGAGCCUGCGCCUAGAACCACGGGGUCGCGUCCUGGCCGACGAGGAGACCUUGGAGGGACUUCCCCUCGGCUCCGAGGGGACCCUUUACCUGCGGGACCUGGGACCUCAGGUCGCGUGGACCACAGUGUUCCUGACGGAGUACGCCGGCCCGCUGCUGAUUUACCUCGGCCUCUACCUGCGCCCCGCCCUCAUCUACGGGACAGCGACCUCCCCCCAAACCUCCAGCCCCCACCUCGUUGUCCACCUGGCCUGUCUCUGCCACUCGCUGCACUUUGCAAAGCGCCUCCUGGAGACGGUCUUUGUCCACCGCUUCUCGCACGGGACGAUGCCCCUCCGGAACAUCUUCAAGAACUGCUUUUACUACUGGGGAUUUGCUGCUUACCUCGCCUACUACAUCAACCAUCCCCUGUACAGCCCUCCCAUAUACAAGGAGAAGCAGGUCUUCCUGGGUUUCAUCACUUUCCUGAUUUGCGAGUUGGGAAACUUCUCAAUCCACAUCGCACUGAGAGACCUCCGCCCAGCUGGAUCUAAGGCUCGCAAGAUCCCCUACCCAACGAGGAAUCCAUUCACCUGGCUAUUCAAGCUCGUGUCUUGCCCCAACUACACAUACGAGGUUGGGGCCUGGCUAAGUUUCACCAUCAUGACCCAGACCCUAGCAGGAGCUCUCUUCACCCUCGUCGGCUUCCUGCAAAUGUCGGUGUGGGCACGCAGCAAACACCGCAGCUACAAGCGCGAUUUCAGCUCCCAGUAUCCACGCAUACGCUCUGCCAUCCUCCCCUUCCUGCUCUAGACCAGGUCUCCCGCUAGACCAGGUCUCCCGCUAGACCAGGUCUCCCGCUAGUCUAGACCAGGUCUCCUGCUAGACCAGGUCUCCCGCUAGAACAGGUCUCCCGCUAGUCUAGACCAGGUCUCCUGCUAGUCUAGACCAGGUCUCCCACUAGACCAGGUCUCCCGCUAGACCAGAUCUCCCACUAGACCAGGUCUCCCGCUAGUCUAGACCAGGUCUCCCACAAGACCAGGUCUCCCGCUAGUCUAGUCCAGGUCUCCCGCUAGACCAGGUCUCCCGCUAGUCUAGACCAGGUCUCCCGCUAGACCAGGUCUCCCGCUAGUCUAGACCAGGUCUCCCGCUAGACCAGGUCUCCCGCUAGACCAGGUCUCCCGCUAGACCAGGUCUCCCGCUAGUCUAGACCAGGUCUCCCGCUAGUCUAGACCAGGUCUCCUGCUAGUCUAGACCAGGUCUCCCACUGGUCUAGACCAGGUCUCUCGCUAGACCAGGUCUCCCACUAGUCCAGGUCUCCCGCUGGUCUAAACCAGGUCUCCCGCUAGACCAGGUCUCCCGCUAGUCUAGACCAGGUUUCCCGCUAGUCUAGACCAGGUCUCCCGCUAGACCAGGUCUCCCGCUAGACCAGGUCUCCUGCUGGUCUAGACCAGGUCUCCCGCUAGUCUAGACCAGGUCUCCCGCUAGUCUAGACCAGGUCUCCCGCUAGUCUAGACCAGGUCUCCCACUAGACCAGGUCUUCCGCUGGUCUAGACCAGGCCUCCCGCUAGACCAGGUCUCCCGCUAGUCUAGACCAGGUCUUCCGCUGGUCUAGACCAGGUCUCCCGCGACCCUAGACCAGGUCUCCCGCUAGUCUAGACCAGGUCUGUAUACCGAGUCGUACACUUUCAUUGUCUGUAAAUCGAGACAUCUCUCUGUCUUUCUCUGUCUCUCUCUCUCUGUCUCUGUCUGUCUCUCUCUGUCUCUCUGUCUGUCUCUCUGUCUUUCUCUGUCUCUCUGUC
This is a messenger RNA of Petromyzon marinus (sea lamprey), 1859 nucleotides long. Lineage: Eukaryota; Metazoa; Chordata; Hyperoartia; Petromyzontiformes; Petromyzontidae. The record is from RefSeq and is a predicted model, not a curated record.